AUGGCAGUGUGGAGGAUCAUAAUCAUCUAUUCUAGUGCUGUCUGGUCGUUUGUUUUACAAAAGAAUCAAGUGACUAGGCUCCCAAUCAACUGGGAGGAUGAAAUAACUUUGUUUAUUGACUAUGCUAAGGGGAGUAGCUUUCGAAGAAGUGCACUUAAACUCUCUCUUCCAGCUGUUGUUUACAGUAUAUGCUGUGAACGCAACACUAGGAUCUUCCAACACAAGUUUUUGGAUCCUGACUCCUUGUGUGCUAAAAUUUUCAACUCUAUCCGAGAUGCUAUGGUGUCUUGGAGAGAUGUCAAGACUAAGCAGAUGUACAUAAAGUCCAACAAACUUGCAAAGGCUGAAACUGUACAGAGAAAGGUUCUUCACAUUAUGGAAUUAUCAAAGAUUGGCGCUGGUUUUCUGCUUCUGUUAUGUUACGUACUGUGUCCUGGGCUGCACCUGCUUACUGGAAAGAUCGUUUUGAAGGAACAAGAAAUUGCGUACAAGGGCUUCUCUUCUGUUGAUGCUGCCUUGAAGAGUUACUCGUUCCUAGUGAUGAUGCUACUUCUCCUUCUUCUUUUGGUAAGCAAAGAGUCUUUCAAAAACAUUCUAACCUAUAAAAAUUCACGAGAGCGCGAGCAUAGUGAUGAUGCUACUUUGGUUCAAGAGCUAUGGAAUGCAGGUCCUGCUGGUGCAUAUAGCUUCACCUGGGUCUAAUUAUUUGUUGGUUCUGCUCAGCUUUGGUUGUGGCUAUCUGCUCCGGUACAAAGUUUUACCACUCCAAAUGAUGAAGGACAGCAAACCAUAAGAUAAAGGACCAUCUGGGCACAGUGUUACCACUCCAAAUGAUCUUGUGUUAAGCCAUGCAUGCACCUUAUUAUUAAGAGCACAGAAUUGUGACCCACAUUGGAGGACAACCUCCAUUUCCUAUUUGCAAAAGUAAGUCAAUCCAAUUCAGAUGGUUUUGAUAAAUUUUCAAUCAAGUAGACUUAAUAAAUGAAUCAUAUUUAGU
Molecule: messenger RNA, 997 nt
Organism: Rhododendron vialii
Lineage: Eukaryota; Viridiplantae; Streptophyta; Magnoliopsida; Ericales; Ericaceae
Exons: 3
Coding region: 1-702 (233 amino acids)
Source: RefSeq, a predicted model, not a curated record